Orycteropus afer afer is the source of this 2178-nucleotide messenger RNA. RefSeq names its product DEAQ-box RNA dependent ATPase 1 (gene DQX1). Gene Ontology annotation, cellular component: spliceosomal complex; intracellular anatomical structure. NCBI's taxonomy places the organism in Eukaryota, Metazoa, Chordata, Mammalia, Tubulidentata, Orycteropodidae. The record is from RefSeq and is a predicted model, not a curated record. Gene Ontology annotation, molecular function: RNA binding.
AUGACCUCACAGCCCCUUGGGCUGGCAGAAGAGUCCAGUCAAAGCCCUGGGGAGUCUGAACUGGCUGUGAAUCCCUUUGAUGGGCUCCCCUUCUCUUCCCGCUACUACAAGUUGCUUGAGCAGCGGAGAGCCUUGCCUAUCUGGGCUGCUCGAUUUAUCUUCUUGGAGCAGUUGGAGAAUAGUCCCAGCGGAGUGGUGUUGGUAUCUGGGGAGCCUGGCUCUGGCAAGAGCACCCAGAUCCCUCAAUGGUGUGCAGAGUUUGCACUGGCCAGGGGUUUCCAGAAGGGCCAAGUAACAGUCACUCAGCCCUACCCUCUGGCAGCACUGAGCCUGGCUGUGCGGGUUGCGGAUGAGAUGGACCUGACCCUAGGUCAUGAGGUUGGAUACAGCAUCCCCCAGGAGGACUGCACUGGGCCCAACACUCUGCUCAGGUUCUGCUGGGACAGGCUGCUUUUGCAGGAGGUGGCCUCAACCCGGGGCACUGGAGCCUGGGACGUGCUAGUGUUGGAUGAGGUCCAGGAGCGGUCAGUGGCCUCGGAUUUACUCCAGGGGCUAUUGCGAGAUGCCAAGCUGGGAAAUCUCCCAGGGGACCUCAGAAUAGUUGUGGUAUCUGAUCCAGCCCUUGAGUCCAAGCUCCAAGACUUCUGGGACAAUGCCCCUAUUGUGUAUGUCCCCAGAAAGCCUUGCGGGAGUCCCACCCUCAUCUACAGGGACACUGUCCCAGCAGACCGGGUGGAAGCCGCCUGCCAGGCUGUGCUUGCGCUGUGCCAAGAGGAAGCUCCAGGUGACGUGCUAGUGUACCUGCCCAGCGAAGAGGAAAUUUCCCUGUGCUGUGAAUCCUUGUCCAGGGAGGUGGCAUCCCAGAACCCCCAAGGGCCUCACCUACAGUUGCUGCCCCUUCACCUAAGCUGCGGUCAUGCUGUUCAGGCUCUAUAUGAGGACACAGAUGCCAGUGCCCGGAAAAUCGUAGUCAGUCACUGGCUGGCUGACUUCUCCUUCUCCCUCCCUUCCAUCCGACAUGUCAUUGACUCAGGAUUGGAGCUUCGAAGUGUUUACAAUCCUCAGAUCCGAGCAGAAUCCCAAGUAUUGAGGCGCAUCAGCAAGCGUCAGGCAGAGGCAAGACAAUUGCGGGCAAGAGGGUUCCCAUCAGGAUCCUGUAUCUGCCUAUAUCCUGAGUCCUUCUUAGAACUAGAGGCUCCCCUCAUGCCCCAACCCAGAGUGUGUGAGGAGAAUCUGAGCCCCUUGAUAUUACUACUAAAAAGGAGACAGAUUGCAGAGCCAGGAGAGUGGCACUUCCUGGACCGGCCAGCUCCUGAAGCACUGAUGCAGGCACUGGAAGACUUAGACUAUCUGGCUGCCCUGGAUGAUGAUGGUGACCUAUCAGACUUGGGAGUCAUCCUAUCCGAGUUCCCCCUGCCCCCUGAAUUGGCCAAAGCCCUGCUGGCUUCCUGCGAGUUUGGCUGUGUGGAUGAGAUGCUCACUCUCGCAGCCAUGCUCACUGCUGCCCCUGGGUUUACCCAUCCUCCACUCUGUGCAGAAGAAGCUGCUCUGCGCCGUGCCCUGGAGCAUGCAGAUGGUGACCACAGCUCCCUGAUUCAGGUGUAUGAAGCCUUUAUACAGAGUGGGGAGGAUGAAGCUUGGUGCCAGGCUCGGGGUCUAAACUGGGCAGCAUUGUGCCAAGCCCGUAAAGUUCGGGGAGAGCUCCUAGAACUCAUGCAUCAAAUUGAACUCCCCUUGUCCCAACCAGCUUUUGGCUCUGAGCAGAACCGUAGAGACCUUCAAAAAGCACUGGUGUCAGGAUACUUCCUCCAGGUGGCCCGAGACACAGAUGGAACUGGAAAUUACCUGCUUCUAACCCAUAAGCAUGUGGCCCAGCUCUCCCCUUAUUGCUGCUACAGAAGCCGCAGGGCCCCAGCCAGACCCCCACCUUGGGUGCUUUACCACAAUUUCUCCAUUUCCAAAGACAACUGCCUUUCCAUUGUUUCUGAGAUUCAACCACAGAUGCUGGUGGAGCUGGCACCCCCAUACUUCCUGAGUAACUUACCUCCCAGUGAGAGCAGAGAUCUCCUGAACCAGCUGAGGGAAGAAAUGACAGAUUCUUUAGCAGGGAGUGAAUCCUCCACCCAGGAACUCAGAAAUGCCUGUGUCCUGCAGUGACCUGCCUAAGGAAUGAAACUG